UCUCUCUCUCUCUCUCUCUCUCUCUGAGCUAUACAUACAUAUACACACACAGAUAUAUAGAUUAGAGAGAGAGAUGGGGAGGCAGCCAUGUUGUGAUAAGGUAGGAUUGAAGAAGGGGCCAUGGACAACUGAGGAAGACAAUAAGCUCAUCAACUUUAUCCUCAAAAAUGGUCAAUGUUGUUGGAGAGCUGUUCCUAAACUUGCAGGGCUGUUGAGGUGUGGGAAGAGCUGCAGAUUGAGAUGGACAAACUACCUCAGACCAGAUUUGAAGAGGGGACUUCUGUCGGACCAUGAAGAGAAGAUGGUCAUUGACCUCCAUGCUCAACUAGGCAACAGGUGGUCGAAGAUUGCCUCUUAUUUGCCCGGAAGGACAGACAACGAAAUCAAGAAUCACUGGAACACACAUAUUAAGAAGAAGCUAAAGAAAAUGGGGAUCGACCCUGUGACCCACAGGCCACUCUGCAGUGCCACCAUUGAUGAUGACAAUAAAGAAACAGCAAAACAAAGAGAAUCAUCAGUACCAGAAACAAUGGAUGAAAGGUGCAGGGAGGUAGUGGUGGAAACUCCUUUGAUGGAUCAGUCAACCAUUACAGAUGCCUUUGAAGAAGACAACAAGAACAUGGAGACAAGCCCAACUCCUCUUGACCCACCGCAAGUCAACAAUGGCUUCUUCUCAUCACCAGAUGAAAUUCUGGCCACUUCUUUAUCAUCAUCAUCAUCCUCUCCUUCAAACAGCCAUGGCGGUUUUGUUUCAUCUGUUGACAACAACAACAACAACAACAACAACGUUGGUAGUCUUCUUGAAGAUUUGGAUUUCUUGCCGGGCUUUGACUGGCAUCAUGACUACAUCAAUGACGUGGGGUUAUGGGUGGAAGAUGAUGAUUACUUCAAAGAAUUAUGCUUUGUUGAUAUGUUUAGUCAUUAGCUUAGUUACUCGAUAGAGGAAAUUAAGUGAUCUCAGAUAAGUAUAUAAUCCAAGAAGCUAAGGUAUAUAUUAAAUUUAUCAUAUUAUUACUUAUUUGUCA
This is a messenger RNA of Ipomoea nil (Japanese morning glory), 1025 nucleotides long. RefSeq names its product protein ODORANT1-like. The record is from RefSeq and is a predicted model, not a curated record. The coding region runs from base 74 to 925 and encodes 283 amino acids. Lineage: Eukaryota; Viridiplantae; Streptophyta; Magnoliopsida; Solanales; Convolvulaceae. The transcript is spliced from 3 exons.